AUGGACGUCAGAAAGUUGUUGUUGUGGUUCCUUUUCCUAUUUUGUUCAGUCUAUUCAAAUCUAUCUAUCUAUCUAUCUAUCUAUCUAUCUAUCUAUCUAUCUAUCUAUCUAUCUCUCUAUCUAUCUCAGUCUCUUCAUAUCUAUCUAUCUAUCUAUGUUUAUUCAAAUCUAUCUAUCUAUCUCAGUUUCUUCAUAUCUAUCUAUGUUUAUUCAAAUCUAUCUAUCUAUCUAUCUAUCUAUCUAUCUAUCUAUCUAUCUAUCUAUCUAUCUAUCUAUCUAUCUAUCUAUCUCAGUCUCUUCAUAUCUAUCUAUGUUUAUUCAAAUCUAUCUAUCUAUCUAUCUAUCUAUCUAUGUAUGUUUAUUCAAAUCUAUGUCUAUUCAAAUCUAUCUAUGUAUGUUUAUUCAAAUCUAUGUCUAUUCAAAUCUAUCUAUCUAUCUAUCUAUCUAUCUAUCUAUCUAUCUAUCUAUCUAUCUAUCUCAGUCUCUUCAUAUCUAUCUAUCUAUCUAUGUUUAUUCAAAUCUAUCUAUCUAUCUCAGUCUCUUCAUAUCUAUCUAUGUUUAUUCAAAUCUAUCUAUCUAUCUCAGUCUCUUCAUAUCUAUCUAUCUAUCUAUGUUUAUUCAAAUCUAUCUAUCUAUCUCAGUCUCUUCAUAUCUAUCUAUCUAUGUUUAUUCAAAUCUAUCUAUCUAUCUAUCUAUCUAUCUAUCUAUCUAUCUAUCUAUCUAUCUCAGUCUCUUCAUAUCUAUCUAUGUUUAUUCAAAUCUAUCUAUCUAUCUAUCUAUCUAUCUAUCUAUCUAUCUAUCUAUCUAUCUCAGUCUCUUCAUAUCUAUCUAUGUUUAUUCAAAUCUAUUUAUCUAUCUAUCUAUGUUUAUUCAAAUCUAUGUCUAUUCAAAUCUAUCUAUGUAUGUUUAUUCAAAUCUAUGUCUAUUCAAAUCUAUCUAUCUAUCUAUCUAUCUAUCUAUCUAUCUAUCUAUCUAUGUAUGUUUAUUCAAAUCUAUGUCUAUUCAAAUCUAUCUAUCUAUCUAUCUAUCUAUCUAUCUAUCUAUCUAUCUAUCUAUCUAUGUAUGUUUAUUCAAAUCUAUGUAUCUAUCUAUCUAUGUUUAUUCAAAUCUAUGUCUAUUCAAAUCUAUCUAUGUCAAUUCAAAUCUAUCUAUCUAUCUAUCUAUCUAUCUAUCUAUCUAUCUAUCUAUCUAUCUAUCUCAUAUUGUCUAUUUCUCUUUAUCCCUAUCUUCCGUCCUCUCCCUCUCUUUCUCUAUCUAUCUAUCUAUCUAUCUAUCUAUCUAUCUAUCUAUCUAUCUAUCUAUCUAUACGCUAGCUCUCUAGCUCUGUUCAAAUCUAUCUAUCUAUCUAUCUAUCUAUCUAUCUAUCUAUCUAUCUAUCUAUCUAUCUAG
Acanthosepion pharaonis is the source of this 1389-nucleotide messenger RNA. Lineage: Eukaryota; Metazoa; Mollusca; Cephalopoda; Sepiida; Sepiidae. The record is from the annotation of a GenBank genome assembly.